UCUCUCUCUCUAGAAACAUCGGCCCAGUCGACGAACUUCUUGAGUGCAUCUUCUCCGGACUCAACUGAAAAGACUCUCUCUCUCUACUCUCUGUCUAGAAAGUAGCAGCAAUGGCUCUGUUGAUGGAAAAGGGUUCUGAACCUCAAACCGAAAGCGAGGCAGCAGACCUUGAUGCUAUCACCGCCCUCAAAGAGUCUGCUGCUAUCGAACUGAAGGAAGAGGGUAACAAGUUUGUCAAGAUGGGUAAAAAGCACUAUUCAGAUGCUAUCAAUUGUUACACCAGGGCAAUAAAUCAGAAGGUCUUGAGUGAUUCUGAAAACUCGAUUAUCUUUGCAAACAGAGCCCAUGUGAAUCUGCUACUAGGGAAUUACAGACGUGCUCUCGUGGAUGCUGAGGAUGCAAUUAAGCUCUGUCCAACUAAUGUUAAGGCGUAUUAUAGAGCUGUCAAAGCAUCCUUAUCUUUGAAUCUGUUGGCUGGAGCAAAAUCAUAUUGUGAAAAAGGACUUGAGCAGUCCCCAGAUAAUGAAGAACUAAAGAAGCUAUCUAUACAAGUUGAUUUGCGGAAGUCAGAAAGUGAACACCAUGAUGCUCAAGUUUCCAAGGCUGUGGCAGCAGCUAAGGGUCUUGUUUCUGCUAUUGAAGAUAGAAAUUUGAAGAUGGGGAAGGCAACUUUCCGAGAACUCACUGGAUUGAAAAAGCCAGUACUAGAUAAAGAUAAUAUUCUUCACUGGCCUGUCCUCUUUCUGUAUGCAGAGGUUAUGUACAGUGACUUCAUUGAGGACUUCUGUGAGACUGACAUGAUUUCAGCUCAACUUGACGUGAUGUUCUCAGAAGGUUGCCCACCGCUGCCUUGGGAUAAAGAAAAUGCUUACACUCGUGAAGACGUUGAACUUUACUAUGAGGCUGGUUCUGGAGUACUUUUAUCAAAGAAAGAAAUUCUUCGUGAUCUCUUAGAGGGAACUGCUGGUUCUAAUCUAGAGAGCUUUGAUGAUGAAGAAAAAGAUGCAGUUGAUAAUUUAGAUCAUGGAAACUCUGGAGGCAGAAGUUCUUCUAAAUGGGUGAAAAUAAACGAGAAGAGGACGCUUCAUGAUGUUCUGAAAGAACCCGAUUUUAUAAUCCUCGGAAUUCCAGUAUUUUACGUUGUUUCCAAGAAGUCCAGCUUCUACAAAGAGUUCAAAGCUGGAAAGUGGGCUCCUCCACCAUGAGUAUGUCACGUGACGGGGGCAGUAAUUCACUCGACUCUACAGGUACUCGGAUGUUCUUCCGUGAGUUUUGGCAAGUUUUUUUCCUGUUAUAUGGUUUUGUGUUUCCAGCACAAACUUCCAUUGUACACCACCACUAAACUAAGAGAUGCAGAGUCUGAGACCUGUUAAUUGUUAUAUAUAAACGUCUUAUUUUGUGGUUGUCAAAGGGUGGGGGCUAUUUAAUGGCACCAUUUAGAAUGCAAGCUUUGUGAAAAAUGAAAUCAUAUAGGUGCUGUUGAACUGCAAAUAGUCGAGAAGUCAGAUCGUUUUUGUUUUGAUUUACCUUAUAAACAUCUUUGUUUAUUCAUCGUCAAAGGGUGGGUGCGAUUUAAAGGUACCAUUUAGAUGCAAGAAAAAAAUGGAAUCAUGGAGCUGUUGUUGAACUGCAAAUUCACAAAUCGGUUGGACUGAUAUUUUUUGAAGUAUAUCGGUUCUCUCUUCUCUCUCUUUAA
This is a messenger RNA of Cornus florida, 1696 nucleotides long. RefSeq lists its product as uncharacterized. The transcript is spliced from 8 exons. NCBI's taxonomy places the organism in Eukaryota, Viridiplantae, Streptophyta, Magnoliopsida, Cornales, Cornaceae. Gene Ontology annotation, molecular function: Hsp90 protein binding. The coding region runs from base 111 to 1205 and encodes 364 amino acids. The record is from RefSeq and is a predicted model, not a curated record.